AUGUUCUCUUCAAGAUCUCCAGCGAUUGCUGUGUUUGCACUGCUCUUUCUGUUUCUAUCUUUGGUGCAAUCCACGAAUAUUCAGGCUGGACCCGCUGAACGAGAAAUCGAAGCCCGAGUCGUUUACGAUUCCAAAUCAAAUACACUCACAAACAAGGAUAUUGCGCUGGAAGAGAAAAGAGCCACAAGUACCCAAGACGAAACUGUUUUUGGUGGGAUAGAUCAGAGCAUCGGGCAACCUUGCGACGAACCCGAGGAAGACUUGAAGCCUCGUAUCAAACCUCGCACCGCCUCAUCGACAGCACUCUACUUUCAGACUACAACGCCGUCUUCAGGUCCUACUGCAACACCAUCAACCGGGUUGAGUGCGCAAUGUGUCUGUACCGAGACUGGCUGUACACCCGAGUCUCCGCCAUGCUGCGCUAAUGGAAGCUGCGAUCUACGUGCUGAGAGUGAUGGUGGGGAAGGGUUGCGGUUGCGCCUGACAUUUUGUAUUACCAUAUUUGCUGUUGUGUUUUCUUUCUUGUUGUGUUGA
Glarea lozoyensis ATCC 20868 is the source of this 534-nucleotide messenger RNA. RefSeq lists its product as uncharacterized. NCBI's taxonomy places the organism in Eukaryota, Fungi, Ascomycota, Leotiomycetes, Helotiales, Helotiaceae. Bases 1 to 534 code for a protein of 177 amino acids. The record is from RefSeq and is a predicted model, not a curated record. The transcript has 2 exons.